UGUCCACCAAACUGUCCAGGCCCCACACCCUUCCUUCCUCCCCCUCCUCCCAGGCCACGUCCUUGAAUUGGUAGGCAGCACAGGGAUGUGGCCUCUGCACAGCCCCGGCAUCGUGGGAGCAAGCAGACUGGAAGAGGACGGGGUACAGCUGAGGGGCAAGCUGAGAUUUAUGCAUCCUGUAUCCUCUGGUCCACUCGGCUGCCUCUCGGCGUGUGGAGUUUUCCACCCCAGAGGCCUGCCCCCUUGGUUUCCUCCAAACCCGCCACCCCUUGACUUCCUGCAUCCUCCCUCCUCCUCUUACCAUAUCCUUCUCAGGGGAAGGGGGAGUCACUGCUGGGAGGAGGGAAGCUGCCAACAUGGAGUGAGCAGGAGUCUCAGGAGAGGUUAGGGACUCAGGAUACCCCAGUUCUGGCCUCCAGGGUGGAAGCAGGACCCAGUCCCCACCCAAGCUGCUUUGCCCUACACCCCCUCGUGCCAGGCUCAGCGUGGGCCUGUUUUGCUUCACUACAUACCUCUUGUUCCACAGCGCAAACCAGCCCAGAUGGAGGAUGUGGGGAGUGAGGGAAGCACUGGGCUCCUCUUGGAGCCCGGAGGAGCCUGACACCAGGAAGGGGAGAGUGGGGAGUUACGCGUCAGCCAGCGCUCCUCUGGCUCAGUGACAUCCAGUGACUGGGGUUAGGAUCAGCCUUUCAGAGACUGAGCCCUGGCUCCACUUGUAAGAAGAGACCUGCAGCUGUCCUGGUUCUGGCCUUGGGCAGCUCCUGGAGCAGGAAAUAAAACCAAUUAUACCAGGACAGGUGCUCAGCCCUGGCUCGGGUGGGGACUUAGAGAUUUCUAAUCCAUCAUAAUUAAUAGAGCUGGUGACAGCUCCUGAUAACUCUGAGCUUGUUAGAAAGAUUAGCUACAGGAUCAUGGCCUGGGCCUGUGCUUUAUCCCCGUCAGAGCCAUGGCAGCAGUAUCAGGCUCCUUGCCGAGAGUCAAAGAUCCACCCAUGUGGGAGGAAAAUGAGAGCUCAGGAAGUAUGGAGGAAAGCAAUCCCUGGUGGCCUCCCGCCAGGCCUGUGGCACCAGACCCAGGACGGUCUCAAGGAUCAAGCAGCUCAUACAUCUGGGAGCUUUGAUCUCUGGUCAUGAUUCUUGUGACAACCUAUGAGGUAGGUAGUAGUAUCUCUAGUUUACAGAAGCAGAAACAAGCUCAAAGGGGCUAAAAACCUAGGCCCGAGUCACUUGGUCAAUGAAGGAGUCUAGUUUGAGUCCAGGUUGGUUAGACUCCAGAGCUAUUUAUUGGUUUCUCUCGCUACCUGUCCCUUGUUCAGCCUCGCUCUUCCUUGAAGACGCAGAUGUCCCGACCCCUAGAGCUUUGAGUUUCUUGAAUAGUUCUGUUCUCCACAUCGGAGGGAAUGGCUUUGCUCCCCACUCCAUCUCCACUGAAGGGUGCAGUUUGGGGAGAUCCUGGGGGAGGGAGGAGUGUUUUCUGUCUCUUUUCUCUCUCCUGUCUCUCAUUCACCUUCUCUCUUCUUGUCCCUCUUAUUCCACUCUCUGGCCCCCAAAGAAAGUUAAGUCAGAGACAGAAGCUUCCCCUUGGCUCAAAAUGCCUCUCAUGGGGGCCCCUCCUUGGCUGUAUCCGUUAGUCACUCCCCACUGCUGCGUGUGCUUGUGGCUCAUUCUUCUGAUCUGUUGGGAAGCAGAGCCCCAGAGAGGAGGGAGAGAGAACACAGGAGACAGGACCUGCCCUGCCGCCUCCUCUUCCUCCCCAGCCUGCCUUAGCCAAAGCCCCUUCAAGUUCCCCUGGCUUUCAGCCCCUCCCCUUCUCUGGGGCCCCAGCCCCAGCCCCAGGCGCCCCUCAGGGCCCUCCCUCCACCAUGUCGAUGGCUGUGGAGACCUUUGGCUUCUUCAUGGCAGCCCUGGGGCUGCUGAUGCUGGGGGUGACUCUGUCAAACAGCUACUGGCGAGUGUCCACCGUGCACGGGAACGUCAUCACCACCAACACCAUCUUCGAGAACCUAUGGCAGAGCUGUGCUACUGACUCCCUUGGAGUCUCCAACUGCUGGGACUUCCCGUCCAUGCUGGCCCUCUCUGGGUACAUCCAGGCCUGCCGGGCACUCAUGAUCACUGCCAUCGUCCUGAGCUUCCUGGGCCUCUUCCUGGGCAUAGUGGGGCUGCGCUGCACCAACAUUGGGAGUAUGGUGCUCUCCAGGAAAGCCAAGCUGGCGGCCACCGCAGGGGCCCUGGACAUACUGGCUGGUCUCUGCGGGAUGGUGGCCAUCUCUUGGUACGCCUGCAACAUCACCCGGGACUUCUUUGACCCCUUGUAUGUUGGAACCAAGUAUGAGCUGGGCCCUGCCCUCUACCUGGGCUGGAGCGCUUCCCUGCUCUGCAUCCUGGGCGGCAUCUGCCUCUGCUCACACUGUUGCUGCCCUCCUGACGACGAGCCCGACACCAGGGCCCGGCUACCCUACAAGGCUCCCCAGACCAAGAUGCAGUCCAUCAGCCCCACUGCCCACCUGCCCCGGGCGGCCUCCAAUGAAGACAGCUGCAACAGCUUUAGCCAAUACGGGAAAAACGCUUAUGUGUAGGAGGCCUGGUCUGUGGACCCCAUUUCCCUUCCCACUGCCCCCAGCGGAGAGCGGGAUUCUCAGGACCCCUGGGUCCCAGGCCUCCACCCAUUCUCCCUGAGAUAACUUCAGUGACCAACCACACUCCAGACUCUACCUGUGACCCAGGGACUGCCCCAAGCUCUGACUUUGUCUGAGCACUGCUCGGCACCCUUAAGCCGAGAAGCUUUCUCCUGAGAACUCACAUGGACUCCUGAGGCUGGACCCCCCUUUAUCUACUGAGUCUGGGCUCUGGGCAUCCGGGAGUGUCUGUUUUCCAUAUAAAUACCUGCCAAAGUAAAUAAAUUUAUACUGUGAAUUGUUCAGGGGCUGAGCAUAUCAUAAAGCAGCUGGCCAAGUAGAGGGUGCUAUCUUAGUUAGAUAGUGCUCCUAUA
Loxodonta africana (African savanna elephant) is the source of this 2988-nucleotide messenger RNA. RefSeq names its product claudin 15 (gene CLDN15). Gene Ontology annotation, cellular component: bicellular tight junction; plasma membrane. The coding region runs from base 1862 to 2575 and encodes 237 amino acids. Gene Ontology annotation, molecular function: structural molecule activity. The record is from RefSeq and is a predicted model, not a curated record. NCBI's taxonomy places the organism in Eukaryota, Metazoa, Chordata, Mammalia, Proboscidea, Elephantidae. The transcript is spliced from 6 exons. Gene Ontology annotation, biological process: bicellular tight junction assembly; cell adhesion.